This is a messenger RNA of Owenia fusiformis, 1698 nucleotides long. The record is from the annotation of a GenBank genome assembly. NCBI's taxonomy places the organism in Eukaryota, Metazoa, Annelida, Polychaeta, Sabellida, Oweniidae.
GGUUGAACUGCCGACAAUCAGUCGUUUGAAUUUGAAAAAAUUCAAAAAUAUUUUUUGAAAAUGAAGCGAAAAGAUAAGUUUUACCCAUUAAAUAUGACCCAGAGAACAGCAGAGGUUAAGGCUGUGGGUGCUUGGGUUCAACCAGAGGUAGAAAAUUCGUAUUCCAACCAUCAAGCAAUCCUGUCAGCUCAGAUAGAGGAAGUAAGGUUGCAACAGAGGCAGCUGGAGAAGGAGCUAAAACUGAGGAGAUUCCAAGCAGAUGUGAGACACAGAGUGAAACAAAUGGCACAGUUAAACAAGAAGAAACAGCUAGAAAAGUCAUACCAAGCAGCUGAAAUGGAGCGUCACAUUGUUCAACAAAGCAGCCAUGCAGCUGAAAAAUCAACCCCUCGUAAAAACAGAUGUAACAUGAGAUCUGAGGACUUUUCAAUUGGAUCUGAUAGUCCAUUUACAAAAGAAUUUCUCAAAGUCAAAAGGGAAAAAGAAGUGAAAGCAUUUUCAGAUCAAAUAAACAAGGUUCACAAAAGCUCCAGGCAAGCCAGGCGCAAUCUGAGUUCAAGACAGGUUGUCAAUGAGAGGUUUGUAGCAGAUGAUCUGCCAGGGGGAAUGUGGAGAGAGUCUGCUACAAGAGAGCACCCUGCUGUAAGGAACACUACAGAGGGCCAUGUCAUUGACCUGGAGAACACCAAUAGUUACCUCCUGAAUGAGGAAAUGCCCCCAGGGGAUGCUCCUUACCCCCUAACUGAACAGCCACCUCAGGGUGAGGAUAUAGAGUCAUGGGAGAGAAGAUUAAAAGAAAUGAGAAAUAGCCUCCCAAAGAUAGUUCGAUUUGAUCUGGAUGUAUCCGACAGAGAUAGUAGGGCCAAGAGUAUUGAAAGAAGAAGUGUUCCUGUUAUGGGUGGCACAGAUAUAGAACGCGCACUUGCUGUGCGGAACAUGCCAUAUAUCAAUCCUGGGCUAGAUAAUGAGGAUGAGAGGAAGCAGAGAGAAAAGCAACGUGCGAUGUUUAGGCGUCUUUUCAUGGAUAUCGAGCGGGAACAGGUGAAGGAGAAUCUUAGGCGGACUCAACACAGGAAGAAAAUUGCAUUACUGAAGAAAGAUAAGGAAGCUGCUAGAAAAGCACAAGAGACCAGAAUACAACAAAAAAUGGAACCAAGGAACCCUGUAACUGGUGAGACACUCCUUGAAGAAUACACAAGGGAGAGGGAGGCUGAGAUAUCCCAGCAACAAUCGGAACUUGAAGAGAGUAGAAGGAUUAAAAAGCAAUUGGAAACUGAAAGAUAUGUACAAGCAUUGAAAACUAACCUCAAAGAGAAGAUGGAGAGACGAAACCUUACCCUACCUGCCUUGUGUUGCUGUGGUCAAGAUAUAUGGGACACUGAUCCAAACACCUGUGCCAAUAAUUGUGUAUUUUACAGAAAUCCGAAAGCAUAUGCCAAGGCCCUACAGUCUCUACUCUCAUCAUGUGACCUCGUUUGAAAUAAAUAAUCCAUGAUCUCAACCCUGCUGCUACCUAGUUUUGGUGCAACCUACGUUUCCUUGGUGACAGACAAUUAAAGGGGCAACAAAGAAUACAGACAUAUUCCUUUUACAAUCCUGGUUUUGCAACGCUCUACCAAUAUGUGUAACAUUAUCUAAGUAAUGAAUGGAGGGGACAUGGCCAUCCAACUUACAUAUCGAACACCCGAGACGUUUUUG